GAUUGUGAUUUGUGAAUGUUUAAUUUUGCUUUGAAAAUGUGAUUUUUGCAGGUCUAUUGAGAUAACUUUGAUCUAGAAAAAAAAUGGUGAUGAAUCUCGUUCGACUGUUUCUUUCGUUUCUGCCGGGUGUCGAGACUGCAAACAGAAAAGUACCCUUAAGAGAGAAGGUUAUAUACACUGCAAUAUCCCUUUUCGUUUUCCUAGUGUGCAGUCAUCUGCCACUGUACGGCAUACACUCGGCAACUGGUGCAGAUCCGUUCUAUUGGAAGCGUGUUAUCUUCGCUUCGAAACGGGGCACCGUAAUGGAGCUUGGAAUCACACCGAUAGUGACACUUGGACUUGUUACGGAACUUUUAGCGGGCUCGAAGUUCAUCGAUGUCGAUAACAAUGUGCCACAAAACAGAGCACUUUUAAAUGGUGCUCGGGAGUUGUUAGGUAUCUUGAUAGUAGUUGUUGAGGCGGUUGCGUGUGUUUCCUCGGGAAUGUAUGGCAGUGUUUGCCAGCUAGGAGUUGGUAAAGCGAUUCUCACAAUCAUGCAACUCUGCUUUGGUGGCGUUAUCGUAAUUUCCCUCGACGAACUUCUCCAGAAAGGAUACGGCCUGUGCUCCGGCAUUCCACUCUUCAUCGCAGCAAGUAUUUGUGAAUGCGUAAGUCAGAAAGCAUUUGAAGUUGGUGCGAUUGUUUUGCGAGAGGCGAAUCAUCGACGGAAUACUCCGAGCAGUACAAAUUUGCUUACCACUGUUUCGAUAAUCCUUAUUGUCACGUAUUUCCAUGGCUUCCGUGGGGUGAGGUCGAACGCUCCCAAAAUGACCUUCGUUUUUCAGUCGGCUGUUGUGCUCAAUCUCUACUUCAUCUCGAACUUGCUUCAUGGGAGAUUUGGUGGAAAUUCCCUCCUCUGAAGUGAAGCUGUUGGGAAUUUGAGUCCCUUAACAAUUAACAUGGCCUAAAUAAAAUGCAGUAUUCUGUCCAUAUUUCAUAUUUCGAGGGUAUUUUCGGUAAAAUGAAAGGAGAAAUUAGAUAGAAAAUCUGUUUCUUAUUCACUUAUACUUGUGCAUUAUAUCAAGGGGCUAUUUACGAAACCCCUCGUAUCAAUUUCGGUAGAACAAUAAGUCUAAAUUUAAAUCCUAUAUUUGAGAUAAUUUUUUCAUAGCAAAA
Molecule: messenger RNA, 1155 nt
Organism: Erythranthe guttata (spotted monkey flower)
Lineage: Eukaryota; Viridiplantae; Streptophyta; Magnoliopsida; Lamiales; Phrymaceae
Source: RefSeq, a predicted model, not a curated record